AUGGCCCAAGGCUUGGGCACGAUCUUCGUGGAGUUGGGGAUCUUGCAAUACCUGGAUACCUUCGUCGAGCAAGGCUUCGAUACAUGGGCUACCAUCUUGGAUAUAACAGAAUCUGACCUCGAUGCUCUGGGAGUGAAGCUAGGCCACCGAAGGAAACUUCAAAGGCGUAUUGCGAACUCGAGAGGGCUGGCCCCAGAUGCCUCACUUGUGUCUCCUAUCCGAGCGAGUGUUGAGGAUACUCGUACAGAAAAUACCAAACCAGAACCGAUCAAGCAAGAUUCGAAGGACAUUGCUGUCGUUACGAAGCGAAAGUACCGACGACACCCCAAGCCGGACGAGAAUGCACCCGAGAGGCCACCGUCCGCAUAUGUGUUGUUCUCAAAUAAAAUGCGCGAUGAUUUGAAGGGUCGUAACCUGACGUUCACCGAGAUCGCAAAGCUCGUGGGAGAGAAUUGGCAGAGUCUGUCACCUGUCGAAAAGGAGCCCUUCGAGACGCAGGCAUUGAACGCCAAGGAAAAGUACAACCAAGAUCUGGCAGAGUACAAGAAAACAUACGACUACAAGAAGUAUGCCCAGUAUCUCCAUGACUUCAAGCAGAAGCAACUUCACCAAAACCAAGCUGCCAAGAAUGGUACUAAACGCUUGAAGCUGGAUGCCAAUGCUACCAGAGUUCAUCAUGGCAGCAGUGCUAGUGUAACUCCUGGCGGCAGUAAUACUGGUAGUGGUAGCGACAGCGUCAUGGCAAGUGAUGGCUCGACAACACGGAAGGACAGGGUAGGAUCCGUAACGUCCAUGCCGGAUUACCCAUUCGCGCCCAGUCUGUCACAUCAACAUGCCGUCGAAGAGUCGAUGCAUUCGCCAGCCAGCACAGCCUUUGAAAUGGAGCGAUCUCCCGUCGGAAUCUCUGGCAGUCCGCAUGGCCCUCAUCAGCGGGCACGAAGGCCGACGUGGUCAGACAGGCAUGCGAGUCCGGAGAAUGGGAUGUCGCAACAUUUACCCUCAUUGUCGGAUGUGUUCAACGGUGAUCGCAUUGCUAGCGUCACGAGGACAUCGGACUAUCAUGGGCUCGGCGGGUACGCGCCGGGCCCGGUACCGCCACCGCAUUCUGGUCCAACGAUGCCGUUGUUGAAGCACGAAAUUUCUUCAGCGGGGAGUGCAGGAUCACCAGGGCCAGCCUACAGUAGGAUGCCAGGCGAUGCUUCACUGCCCAUUCACGCGCUGUUGUCGUCAAGCAAUCCAUCGCCGCCUGCUGCGUACGAACAGAGACCAAUGCCUUUUUUCGGACAGCCAGCAAAAUAUGAUGUCUUCUCUGCGACACAUGCCCCAGGACCCGGUGCCAUGGGCGUUGCAAUUGACCAACGAGGUCCACCUCCUUUGGUCAAAUACUCAUCAUCCGGCUCGUCGGGAGCCACAGAUGCAUCAACAACGUCGUCACGAACAUCCAUCAGCGUCCAUGAAGGCGUUAUCGGUCCAGCGAAGGCGGAUCCAAACCUAGACGGUAUGAGUGCGUUGCUCAGGGCAGGGGAGAUCGUUGGCCGUCGUGAGAGUCGAACACGAUACCGUUUGUCCUAG
Molecule: messenger RNA, 1572 nt
Organism: Verticillium nonalfalfae
Lineage: Eukaryota; Fungi; Ascomycota; Sordariomycetes; Glomerellales; Plectosphaerellaceae
Exons: 7
Coding region: 1-1572 (523 amino acids)
Biological process (GO): regulation of gene expression
Cellular component (GO): nucleus
Molecular function (GO): protein binding
Source: RefSeq, a predicted model, not a curated record